Molecule: messenger RNA, 852 nt
Organism: Orbicella faveolata
Lineage: Eukaryota; Metazoa; Cnidaria; Anthozoa; Scleractinia; Merulinidae
Product: exportin-T-like
Biological process (GO): tRNA re-export from nucleus
Cellular component (GO): nuclear matrix; cytoplasm; nuclear pore
Molecular function (GO): tRNA binding; small GTPase binding
Source: RefSeq, a predicted model, not a curated record
UGUAGAGAGCUGGCCAUUAGUGGAGUUACAUAAAUCCUGUUUCUAGAAAUAUGUAGCAGUGCUAUUUUUAUUGGAUGGUUACCCAAGGUUUUCACCACCUUUUUUGUGCCGAUUAUACUCUUGGGUGGGGUGUGCAUUGUGAGAGAAGUACAGUACUUACAGAGAUGCUAAAAAUACACAUAGACACUCGCCAGGGUCUCACUUACAUGUAGGCUGUUUUGCCUUCCAUGAGGGCUUACACCAACCUUUUAAUUCUUAGGGGCGCUUACCAUCCGACAAAAAAUUCCUGUUUGUGUUAUUUUCUAAUUUCGUGUGGCAAAUGGAACAGCAUUUUCCAGGAUUUCUGUAUACCCAAAUUUCAGGAAUAUAUGUCUUACUGGGAAUUUCCAUUCCAUUCGAUUUUUGUCCCCAGAUUUUCAGCUGAAUAGUUGAGCUGUUGCCAGCUCAGAUGCCCUCAGAGUUCUUGUAACAAUGGCUUAAGUUUUGAUUUUUUUUCUGUUAUUACUUUCUUAGCUUGCUGCUUCAAUACAUGUCAGUGGAAGUUCUUCGUGAGAGUGCUUGUGAUUGUAUGCAUGAGAUUAUAAUAAAGGGAAUGGAACCAGUAGCCAAACAAGAAUUAGUUGAGUCUCUUCUGAGUGUCUUAGAAAAGAGUGGAGUUCUUCAACUUCAAGAGGAUGAAGAUGCAGACUUCCUUGCUAAACUAGCAAAGUUGAUGGGUGCAGCUGGAACACAACUUCUCAACAGUUACAAUAAGCUCACAAAAUCUGGUGAUACAGAAGCUGCAGCGAAAUGCCUGUGUGCUGCCGAGGAGAAGUUGCCAUACCUUUUCAAGUAAGUAGUUUGUUAAUACUG